Messenger RNA from Linum tenue, 1000 nucleotides. The record is from the annotation of a GenBank genome assembly. NCBI's taxonomy places the organism in Eukaryota, Viridiplantae, Streptophyta, Magnoliopsida, Malpighiales, Linaceae.
UUAUAAUCACAUUACUUUAUUCAAAUUAUAUUAAUCAGUUUCAUUUAAGAUAAUCUGUAAGAAAAUAGGAAAAUAGUUACUAUCUUUAAUCACUCCUGAUCUGGAAAAAAGAAUCGACAAACUCUCCUAGUUUCAAUUUCCUCUGAUUCGCAUCAUUCGUGAGAGUAACAGAUCCAAUGAGUGCGAUUCGAUGGGCAUCAACAUUCAAACAUUUCACCACCUUCGCCAUAGUAAUCACAAUAGUUUUACUAUGGAGAUCGAAGACAGCUAACGGAUUAAGGUUCGUGAUCGAUAGAGAAGAAUGCUUCGCUCAUAACGUCGAUCAGGCAGAUACGUUCCAUGUCUCGUUCGUCGUCAUUAAAUCUGAUGCCGUAUGGGAUUACACUCAGGAUGGUGUUGAUUUCAACAUAACAGCACCACAUGGGAUACUCGUCCACGAAAUGAAAGACAAGAUAAGUGAGAAGUACGAAUUUGUGGUUUACUACACAGGGAUUUACCGCUUCUGUUUCACUAAUAAGUCUCCGUACCAUGAGACCAUCGAUUUCGACGUUCAUGUCUCCCACUAUACUUUCCACGACGAACAUGCCAGAAAUGAGCAUUUCUGGCCGUUGAUGGAGGAGAUGACGAAGUUGGAGGAGACACUCUACAAUAUCCAGUUCGAACAACACUGGCUCGAGGCUGAAACUGAACGCCAAUCAAGAGUAAACAACGACUUGAACCGAAGAGCAACACAUAAGGCGAUGUUUGAAUCAGUUGUACUUGUUGGAUCCAGUUGCCUCCAAUUCUAUCUCUUGCGGCGCUUGUUUGACAGGAAGUUCGGUAAAUUCAGGGUUGAGUAUUCCCCCUAUAGAUUGUAGUAUUUUACCUCUUCAAUAGCUUUGCUUAUUGUAGCAGCAGCAUACUUCAAUCCUUUUUUCAUUGUUAUAAGAGGAACGAUCUUGUCCGAUUUGAUAUAGACGUUAAACGUUGAUGCAGUUCGAUUUGAUCUAGUGUAAAAGUA